Geodia barretti is the source of this 808-nucleotide messenger RNA. Lineage: Eukaryota; Metazoa; Porifera; Demospongiae; Tetractinellida; Geodiidae. The record is from the annotation of a GenBank genome assembly.
AGGGAAAAUCUCCACUUCACUCAUGGAGCUGCCGAGAGUGAAAUUUUUAAUGCUAGAAAGAAGUGUAUGGACAUGUGUCACCAGAUUGCUAAAGGAAUGAGCUACCUGGUCAUGAAGAGGUUUGUCCACCGUGACCUGGCAGCCAGGAACUGCAUGAUUGAUAAUGGAGCAGUAAAAGUGCAGAUUUUGGACUGGCGGAGGAUAUGUAUGGAUCAAGCUACUACCAUAACAGCAGGAGUGAGGGUGGGGAGAAGGUACCCAUCAGGUGGAUGGCUCCUGAGAGUAUUGACACCAACAUCUACAAUCAAACCACUGAUGUGUGGUCAUUUGGAGUGACAUGUUGGGAGGUGUUCACAUGUGGUAGAAUUCCCUACACUGGAGUACCAGCCAUGAUUCUGCUCUCUGAGCUUCGCUCUGGGCACAGACUUGAGAGACCCUCCAAUGUUGCCUGCUCCAAUGAAAUGUGGGAGAUGAUGACAUCAUGCUGGCUGGCUGAUCCUCAGCAGAGGCCAAAGUUCAGCCGUCUAUUCAGAAAGCUAUAUAAUCUGCUGGACUCUGACUGUGCUUAUCUCAGGCUCUAGCUCCUUCUGAAAACUUUUCUGUCGCUAAAAUUAAUGAACACUCUGUGGUACUUGUGUUAUAACACUUUUGCCACCUUGUUUUGUGUAGAGCAUGAUGUAUAGUUGUGUGAUAUGCAACAAUUGAUUGGUGGGGCCAUACAGGGAUAACUAUUGUGUGCAAACAUAGCUACCUGUGUGCUAGUAAUCUGCACCAUUUGCAAUGCCGGUGUGAGUAUUUCCAAAUCCCU